Messenger RNA from Fusarium keratoplasticum, 1095 nucleotides. RefSeq lists its product as uncharacterized. NCBI's taxonomy places the organism in Eukaryota, Fungi, Ascomycota, Sordariomycetes, Hypocreales, Nectriaceae. Bases 1 to 1095 code for a protein of 364 amino acids. Gene Ontology annotation, molecular function: nucleotide binding; oxidoreductase activity. The transcript is spliced from 4 exons. Gene Ontology annotation, biological process: NADPH regeneration. Gene Ontology annotation, cellular component: cytoplasm. The record is from RefSeq and is a predicted model, not a curated record.
AUGUCUACCUCCGCAAACCUCCAAGUCGCAAUCGCUGGCGUCGGCCGCAUGGGACUACGCCAUGCAGAGCAUUUUCAUAGGCUGGUCGCCGACGCGGAUCUCAUCGCUGUUAGUUCGCCCGUCCAGGCUGAGCUCGAUGCUGCCAAGGCUUUGGUCCCCCAAGUGAGGACCUAUCUCUCAUAUGAUGAGAUGCUCAGCACCGAGUCGACACUCCAGGCUGUUGUCAUUGCGAGUGCAGUAUCUGUUCAUGCAGAGCAGGCUAUCAAGGCUAUGGAGAAGGGCCUCCAUGUGCUUUGUGAGAAGCCUCUCAGUCCAAGCCCAGAGAUUUCCCAACAAGUAUUGGAUGCGUACAACAAGUCUCUCAAGAAGUACCCCAAGCAAAAGGUCAUGUGCGGCUUCUCGAGGAGAUUCGAUGCCUCCUACCGAGACGCUCACCAGAAGGUGAUGAGCGGAGACCUGGGCCGUCUGGCUGUGUUUCGAUCGCAGACAUGCGAUCUGCUAAACCCUGCAUUCUUUGCCAGCUACCUCAAGCAUGCCGCUGGCAUUUUUAUCGACACAUCUAUCCACGAUGUUGAUCUGGCUCUCUGGUUCUUGGGCCAUGACAGUGUGGUGAAGACCAUCAGCUCAGCCGGUGUCACUGCUGUUCAGCAGGACAUGCUUGACCACACCGACAGAGACAAUGCAUUGGCUAUCAUUGAGUUUUAUGACGGCAAGAUUGCCCAGAUCUACGCCUCACGCAUGAUGGCAGCCGGCCAAGAAGACACAACCGAACUCAUCUGCACAAAGGGCAAGGCGACAGUAAACGCCCAGCCGCAGACAAACCUGGUCAACGUCCACGACGUGAAUGGCAUCAGGAGACAGGUCCCUGGCGACUACUACGGUCGUUUUAAGGAGGCCUUCAUCACCGAGGCGCAAGAGUUUACCGACUGUUGUCUCCACGAUAAGGAGCUCCCAGUGAAGCUGGAAGGGGCCGUCAAGGCUGUGACCAUCUGCUGCCUGCUGCAGGAGAGUCUGAUCAGUGGAAAGAAGAUUGAGUUUGACGAGUCUGGUAGGCGGUUAACGCCUGCGACCGAUGUCAAGGGCAGUAAGUUGUAA